AUGGCUGUCAGAGCGCAAUUUGAGAACUCCAACGAAGUUGGUGUCUUUUCCACCCUCACAAACUCUUACGCCCUCGUGGCGGUCGGUGCCAGCGAAAACUUCUAUAGCGUGUUCGAGGCCGAGCUCCAGGAUGUCAUUCCCAUCUGCAGAACGACGAUUGCCGGCACGCGGAUCAUUGGGCGGUUAACAGCUGGUAACCGAAAAGGUCUUCUCGUCCCCACCACAACCACCGACCAAGAACUCCAACACCUCCGCAACUCCCUCCCCGACGAAAUCCGCAUACAGCGCAUCGAGGAGCGUCUCUCGGCCCUCGGCAACGUCAUCGUCUGCAACGACCACACAGCCCUCGUCCACCCCGAUCUAGAGCCUGAGACGGAAGAGAUCAUCGCUGAUGUCCUCGGUGUGGAAGUUUUCAGGCAAACCAUUGCCGAUCACGUGUUGGUGGGCACAUACAUGGCGCUGAGCAACCAAGGCGGUCUGGUGCACCCCAAGACGAGCAUUCAGGACCAGGAUGAGCUGAGCAGCUUGCUGCAGGUACCUCUUGUGGCGGGCAGUGUCAACAGAGGUAGCAAUGUUAUUGGCGGCGGCAUGGUGGUGAACGACUGGAUGGCGGUGACGGGGUUGGAUACCACAGCGCCGGAACUCAGCGUGAUUGAGAGUGUGUUCAGGCUGGGUGAGGGUGCGGCGCCGGGGGCGAUUAAUACGACCAUGAAGGAGACGAUGGUGGAGUCGUUCUACUGA
Molecule: messenger RNA, 741 nt
Organism: Podospora anserina S mat+
Lineage: Eukaryota; Fungi; Ascomycota; Sordariomycetes; Sordariales; Podosporaceae
Exons: 3
Coding region: 1-741 (246 amino acids)
Biological process (GO): maturation of 5.8S rRNA; ribosomal subunit export from nucleus; assembly of large subunit precursor of preribosome
Cellular component (GO): preribosome, large subunit precursor; cytosol; nucleolus
Molecular function (GO): ribosomal large subunit binding
Source: RefSeq, a predicted model, not a curated record